Messenger RNA from Eleginops maclovinus (Patagonian blennie), 505 nucleotides. RefSeq names its product NADH:ubiquinone oxidoreductase subunit B4 (gene ndufb4). The transcript is spliced from 3 exons. The record is from RefSeq and is a predicted model, not a curated record. The coding region runs from base 49 to 432 and encodes 127 amino acids. NCBI's taxonomy places the organism in Eukaryota, Metazoa, Chordata, Actinopteri, Perciformes, Eleginopidae. Gene Ontology annotation, cellular component: mitochondrion.
CUCAACGCGAGAUUUCGCCAGAUCACGUUCGCUCCACCGUCCACAAACAUGGCGGACUACAAGGAGGCGCCCUUGGCUUCUCGGCCAAAAACACUGGACCCAAACGAGUAUUUUAACCUCUCUCUGGAGCACCGACGGGCCGAAGAGGAGAGGGCGGCUCUGCGGUCCAACCUGAAGCGCCAGUUCCAGACUCAGCUCAACGACCCGCACAGAAAGGCCCUCAUUGAGGACCAGGCCCUGAAUCGCUGGUCGUACGCCCGGGGGCACCCCUACCCUUACUUCAAGCCCACAUUCAAGACCUCUCUGAUGGGGCUCAUGUUUGGAGUGGUGCCUAUCUUUGCCCUUUACUACGUCUUCAAGACAGACAGGGACAAGAAGGAGGCGGAUAUUAAAGCUGGAAAGUUCGAACGCAGGUUCUGUCUGUCAUCAUGAGACCUUCCUGUUCUAGUGAUGCCAGUGUGUGUGUAAUUAAUAUUAACUGAAUAAAAUUAUAUUGUCAAAAACA